This is a messenger RNA of Electrophorus electricus (electric eel), 7624 nucleotides long. RefSeq names its product HIVEP zinc finger 3b (gene hivep3b). Gene Ontology annotation, cellular component: nucleus. The record is from RefSeq and is a predicted model, not a curated record. Gene Ontology annotation, biological process: regulation of transcription by RNA polymerase II. Gene Ontology annotation, molecular function: zinc ion binding; RNA polymerase II cis-regulatory region sequence-specific DNA binding; DNA-binding transcription factor activity, RNA polymerase II-specific. NCBI's taxonomy places the organism in Eukaryota, Metazoa, Chordata, Actinopteri, Gymnotiformes, Gymnotidae.
UUGUUUGCGUUUCUCGAGACUGUUUUUGUUGUGCUGAUCAGCUGAAUGUGGGAUUGCAGAUCCAGUUUGACAAGGAGGAAGGUUAGCCCAGCCUCCAAAAAACGCCGAGAGAAGCAGAAGUACAUACGCCGUAUGACAACGUUGUAGGAUGCGGACUGCUGGACUGUGCUUCACGGAGUAAAUGACCAGAGGAGCAAAGGCAGCUGUGUCAGAGCCACUGAAGUACUGGCAACAAAGACUUAAAAACUUGACUUCACUAAUGGAUAAAUUUAACUCAAACAAUUCUGCUUUCUGUGGCUAAGCCCCUCUGUAAGACCACAGUCCAAAGGAAGACACAAUAAUGAACAAUGUCAAGAGUAAUUGUGAAUGGAAAACCUUCGGCUCUGAAAAAAUCACUCUCAUGGCUGGUGUUCUUUGGCACUGUUUGAUUAUAUAAUUUUUACAUCUGGUGAACAAAUUUUGAUAUAAACCAAAACUUUAGAUUGUUUUAUACAUAUUUUAUAAGUCAUGGGCUACUUUGUUUCUGUGCCCAGGUAAAUCUGUGGGACUUUGUGCCUAAGGCAAUAAUGUUAAGGGGGCUGGUGCUAAUAGAGGCAUUCCACGUGUGUCCAUAAGGCCUCCUCCCCACAUUCUAUGGAGGCAGAGCAAAGCCAGCCGGCUGAUGGGGAGCGGUCUGGUGGGCAACAGCAGCCUCUGUCUGAUUCUUCACUUAGGGGUAGGUUGCUUCAGUUACAGGAACAGGCUACCUCACAACCAAUCCAUGGAGCACAUGGCCGCCAUCAACAUAGACAGCCGAAACGCAGCGAUAUGCUACAAAGACAGCAGCAGCAACAGUCGCAGGUGGGGGAAUCAUCUUGCCAACGUCCAGAUGUCCCGGGGCUAUCUCGAGGCAGCUACUCUUCAUCUACUUUUGAAUCCUCCACCCAAGUUCCUCGUGGUCAGAGGACUCCAUCUCAGCAUAGUCAGGAAGUACUGGAAGGUACCACAUCUAGAAGGGAGCGAAAGCCGCAAAAGCCUGGGAAGUAUGUGUGUACAUACUGUGGCCGGCCAUGUGCAAAGCCCAGUGUCCUACAAAAACACAUCCGCUCCCACACGGGAGAGAGACCAUAUCCUUGUGUUCCAUGUGGCUUCUCAUUUAAGACUAAAAGUAACCUGUAUAAACAUCGUAAAUCUCAUGCCCAUCGGAUAAAAGCUGGCUUGGCAUCUAGCCGUGAAGACCACAGUUUCAGUGGAGCUGAGAGUGGAACAGUGGGAGAUGAACAAGGAGAAGAAGAAGCAGAGAGCACAGAUUCUGAGGAUGAGACUGGUCAGCGACGACCAUCUACCUCUCAGGAAAGGCCAGCUCUGAGGAAAAGCUCCAAGGUUGAACUCUCAUUCUCAGAAGAAGGACCAAGACCAGAGGACUCUCAAGCCAUCAAACAGAGGUUAGCUAUGCGACUCAGUGAAAGAAAACGAGUACCCAUGGCACCUGAUGAGACCCCUUCAUCGUUAUUGGGUCCUGGUAGUAAGGGCAGCACUGAAUCUGGUUACUUUUCUAGCAGUGGAAGUGCUGAGCUUUCCCAGGUGAGCCCUCCCAACGCCAAUGUCAAAUCCUAUGCUGAAAUUAUUUUAGGAAAAUACGGACGAAUGGGUCAACAGCAAAGAAUUCCACACCAACACCUCAAGUCUUCAUCAUCUUCGUCAUCAUUAGGUCAGGAGGAAAAAUCCCUUUCUUUCACAGUGCCUAAGACACAAGUCAUUGAGCACAUUACAAAAUUAAUCACAAUAAAUGAAGCCGUAGUUGACACAAGUGAAAUUGACAGUGUCAAACCGAGACGUUCUUCCCUCUCAAGGAGAAGUAGUAUUGAGUCCCCUAAAUUUUCUUCAUCCAAAGAUCCUUGUGUUUUUGAUCCAAAGGGAGAUGUUCCAGGUACUAGUUGUACAGGACCAAUUAUUCAUGGUGGUUUUACCACUGAAAGGCAGCACUCACAAUUAGUUGAAGACCCACUUGCAGGUCGUUGUUCUAGUGCUGUACUUCUGAGAAGUCAGUCAGUGCCAUCCUCUGGCGGGCAAGCAGACCCAGCUAGCACAUCUUCACAGAGCUUUCGUCUCAGCCACUCUUUUGAUGAGCAGCAGGCUGCAGCAGCUGAGAUGAGGGUUGGCCACCAUCAUCGCAUGUUAAGACGGCAACCUGCCAUUGAAAUGCCAAUCGGAGCUGACCCUUUAGAAGCUGGUCCCUCUGUUUCCACUAUGACGGAGGCAGGAUGGAAGUGUGAGAUGUGUGGUACUUGCUUUAAGAAGCAUGACAGUUACACAGCCCACAAAGUUACAUGCAUGAACAGUUCAUCACAAGAAGCUCAGAGUGAGAAAGUAUGUAGUUCCAUACAAGAUCGCCCGCAAAUUAUGCACUAUAAGUUUAAAGCAAUGGCUGUAGCUGUUCGAAAAAGGAGGAAAGAAGAAAGUUUGGAGGAGGACCCUCCCAGUCCAGGUCCAGCAAAUGUGUCCUUUAGCAACCAGCUCAGUACAUCGGUAAUGUGCACUAAAGAUGAUUUUCAAAGCUUGCCAAGCACCUUUUCCCAAAUUGAGCCAGAAAAAAUUGGGCCUUAUAAAGAAAUUUCUGUAAUCCAGCACACUAGCUCCUUUGAAAAGCAGGAAAGCAUGUCCAUAGAGAGUCAGGAACCAGAACUGGAACAUGAACAAUCACAGGAGCCAAAACAAACUUCCACAUCCAGGUUAGUUCGACAACCUAGCAUUCAAGUACCAGAGAUCUUGGUGACAGAGGAGCCAGAUACUGAGAUGGUCUCACCUCCAACAAGUACAUUCUCCGCCAAAGUAUUGGAUAAGGAAGAGUUCCAGUGGCCUCAACGUAGUCAAAGUUUGGCUCAGCUGCCUGCAGAGAAGUUACCACCAAAGAAGAAACGCCUUCGUUUGGCAGAGGCCACCCAGUCUUCUGGAGAAUCUAGCUUUGAAUCAGUUUCUCUUUCACAUAGCCCUAGCCAAGAAAGCAAUGUUUCCCACACCUCUAGUCGAUCUGCAUCUUUUGAUGAAUCAGGAAAGAUUGACUCUGAGAUGCAGGCUGGUACAUGGAGCUCCAAAGGGUCACACAUGCUGACUGUGCCAGGUCCCCAUCAGCACCACCAUUCUUAUAGAGAAAUGCGCCGCUCUGCCUCAGAGCAGGCUCCUGCAAGUCCACCACACCCUGCCCAGAUGGGAGAGGCUAGAAGUAAGUCAUUUGACUAUGGAUCCAUGUCCCCAAAACCUAGUUCAGCUUCCUGGAAGGAAAGGCGAAAGUGUCUCUUAGUAAAGCAUGCAACCCUUGGAAAGCCUGAUCAGGAAGAACCAUCUUCUAGCUUACAAUGUGCUCCAAUUUUAUGUCAGUCUUAUUCUGAUCAUUCUGCCAUCUCAGUUGGUGAGCACAGAACAAGAAACACUUCCACACUUAAUCCAGAAAUUCUGGGCAAAACUCUACAGCUUUUCCAAUCUCCUCUCCCUCUUCCAACUACAAUUUUCCCCUUGACAAGCCCAGAUACCUUUCCUCCACAGCAGCUGACUAGAUUUCUACCAGUCACAACAGCAAUAUCUGAGGUCCUUUCCAGUCGCCGGUUUCAGCAGGCCCUCAUACAAGGAGUAUCGUCUCCACUUCAUCCAAGACAACUUCAUUUAGCAGAACACCUAGGCCUUCCUGUUCAGCCCUUGCCCACUUUACUCCCUCUACAGUUCCCUAGUAGUGGUCAACCUGUCCAGUUACCAUCAGGUCCUUCUGUCGCAGAAUCUAGUUCAUCUCCUUCCUCUAUACACAGUCCAGGUCUCUUAUAUCACCAACUUGUAACCCACCACCAACCUCGCCCAGUCAUUGCUACCUGCCUUGAGCAAUUUACACCAGUAGUGUCACUUGUGGUUCCUGUGCGCUUACAGACUCACAUUCCUACCUAUGCAACUGCCAUGUACACGACCAUCUCACAAAUUUUAGUCACCACACGCUCUCAGCAACCAAUCUGCUGUACAGCCAUGGUCAUCAUGGGACAGCUUGAAGCCAAUAAGCUUCAGCAUUCCUACCUUAGGCUCCCCACUCUUGAUAUCAAGACCAGCAUUCCUAUGUCACUGCCUCUGGUGUUUCAGUCAGAAACUACAUCCGAUGAUGGCUGUGGGCCACUUGGUGCUGGGGGAAAUAAACGAAUGCUUUCUCCAGCAGGUAGUUUAGAACUCAGUUUAGAGGCACAACGGCAGCAAAAACGAGUUAAAGAGGAAGAAGAGGAGGCAGAAGAAGAAGAAAGGGGAGAAGACAAAAGUGGUGAGAAAUCUCUGGAGAAGAGCAAUAGAAUAGACAAAGAGAUGCUAUCAGCACGGAUAGCUUGGGGAAAGCAAGUCAAGAAAACAGAAGAGGUACAGGAAUCUGUGGAAAAUAAGCUGGAGCUUGCCCAGGUAGAACCUGGACCAUUUAAAAAAGAGGAAAGGGAAGAAGAGAGCCACAGGUGUGUAUCGUUGAUUGAGAUUCCAGAGAGAGCCACAGACCCCCUCUAUCCUAGCCUACAUACUACCACAUCUGUGAGCUGGUGCUAUCUAAAUUACACCAAGCCCAACCCAGCCGCACACAGAAAUCCACAAACAUCUGUCUAUUCUUCCUGGAGUGUCAGCAUGUAUAACCCUAACCUUCCUGGUCUGUCCACCAAAAUGGCACUGUCACUACUAUGCUCUAAACAAAUAUACAGUUCUGAGAUUUUUACCACGGCUACCGCACCACCCCCGACCACUGACAAGCUGGUUGCUGCCAGCAAGAAAAAGGCCAAAGUAUCAGAGGUACAUGCCAACCCACCCAGUACAGCUGUCAAAGUGAAAGGGGAGCCUCUGAGUAAGAGGUCUGAAAAAGAGAAGAAAAAUAUAGAGGAGGGUCCCACAACCUCCAAGCAGAGUGAACCACCACGCAUUUGCAUCUUUGAAGGAGGAAGACAAUUAAAGAAAAAAUGGUAUAAAUCGAGUGAGGAGUAUGUAUAUGUGAGGGGUCGUGGAAGGGGAAAGUAUGUAUGUGGUGAGUGUGGGAUCCGCUGCAAAAAGCCCAGCAUGCUGAAGAAACACAUCCGUACUCACACAGACAUUCGGCCCUAUGUAUGUAAGCACUGCAACUUUGCCUUCAAAACAAAAGGGAACCUCACUAAACACAUGAAGUCAAAGGCACAUGGUAAGAAGUGCCAGGAGAUGGGUGUGGCUGAAUCAAACACAGAUGAGCUGGAGGCUGAGGACCCAGGAACCAGUGAGGGACAAUUCUGUGAAUCAGAGGAUGCAGAGGAGCACCAGUUUUCUGAUGUUGAGGACUCUGAGGAUGAAGAUGAUAAUGAUGAGGAUGAUGAUGAUGAUGAUGAUAACGAUGAAGAGGAAGAGGUGUUGUCCUCCCACGAUGAACCUCCUUCGUCCUGCUCUACCGACACCCAUCAGUCUGAUAGUGGUCAGGGAUCACAGACUGACCUCUCAAAUCCCACUGUUCCAGAGACAGAAGACCACCAGUCUCCUUGCAGACCUUGGUCCAGUGGGCGUGCUGCAUCACCAGGGAGUAAAAGGGCGCUGUUCUCCCAUAAGGGCUGGGAGGUUUCUCCCAGAGCCUUCUCUCCUGCUAGUGAAGGCUCACCUCUCAGGAGUCUGUCUCCCAGGCUAGAACUGUCCUCACCCAGUCGACACCUCUCACCCUCUCCAGAGAGAGGUCCCUCUCCUGUUAGAGCCUCCCUACUCAGGCCUCUCUCUCCCCUGCAGCCCCUUUCCCCUGCCCAUCACAGGAGCUCCAGAGCCCAUGUCUGCACGAUGCCACUCAGACCCCAGCAUAGACCUCACAGUUCUCCUGGACAAAUCCACUGGGAGUCCAGCUCUCAAGUCCAAGAGGGCCAGCAGGAAAGGCCUGGUACUCCCAGUACCCCUGUCCAGGAAAGACCUGCUACUCCUGGUGUUCCACAGGCUCCACAGCGGCUGAGUCCUCCACAUCAUAGCCUGUUACUACCCACCCUGCGCAUCUGUCAAAGUGAUUCUUCUACUCACCUUUCUGUCGCAACAAGAACUAUGGACCGUAUGUUUAGCCAUCUCCCCUUACACUCCCAGGACCAGGCCCGCAUGCCUUACCAUAUGAUCCCCAUUGGAGGAAUUCAGAUGGUGCAGCUCAGGCCUAGACCUUGUCCCAAACUGGAACGAAGUUCAUCUUUGACCCCAUCACCCACCUCUCCUAAGGAGGAUUUCCCUUUCUGCCUCAGCAAAAGGGAUACAUUAUGGAGCUCACGCUCUGAAACAAGCCAGCAAAAAUCUCUGGCAGUUAGCGGGACACAGAGCCUGGAGCGGGAAGCCAGGCUAUCAGGGCUGCAGUGCCAAGCUACAUGCUCAACAACAGCCAAAUGGUCCCUACAACAUGGCAGUAUGGAGCCAAGAGAAAAAGACAGAAAGCAAUAUGGCAGCUCACAACCCUCCAAGACAUAUUCUGUUGCUCCUGAGACAUCUCAAAGUGAAGUGAGCCAAGAUAACAGUGAAGGAGCUGAGAAGAUUUCUAGUUUUGAUGAGGAAGAGGCAAGAUCCUCCUUAUACAGAACUACUGAACAGCUUUCAGAGCUGGAGAGGCCUAAAGAGACCCCAUCCCAAAGGUGUAGCUCAACUUCAGAGGGGACUUUAGGAGAAAAAUCUACCCAGUUGGGUAAGAGCCAGGAUGGCAACCCAGACAGCACUUAAUAGCCUUUUUGCUCAAUGUCAAAAUGCUCUUGAUUGCUACUAUAAUAUUAUUGUUCCUUUUUGUUUUGUAAUGCUGUUGUUUUUAUACAAUUUUUCAAUACUGUUAGUAACUUGAUAAAUGUUUGUUUUUUGCAAUAUUCAAGAUUGUAAUAAGAUGCACUUUUUUGUUUGGACAAAACAAUGUUUCUGUAAUCUAUCACUUCUGUCUUACCUGUAUCUUUAUUGACAUUACAAUCAAUCUUAAGGUAUCUAUUUGAAUAUGUAUAUGUAAAAAUACUUCUUAAAAGUAAAUAUGAUAUUGAAUAAAUUUAUAAAUGACCAAGGUGAAUAUUUAAACGAAGAGUAAUUCCAAUAUCUUGUCCCUUGUCCAGUAUUAUUCAAAGUAUAGUUGUGUGCCUUUUCUGUCAGGAUUUAUUGCUUAAGGUGUAAACAAAAGUGAAAGGCUGUGAAUUCUUUUUUUGAAUACAUGAUUUGUUUUAUGUUUAGUUGGAGUUGGUGUUGGUGUUUGCAAAAUUGGGAGGCAUAUUCAAGUUAUUUUCUCUGAAGUCAGGGUAAUAGAAAAAGUAGUUUGUACUGAAGACAGCUGAAGGAUUGCAGAGAGGUUUGCAAAUAAAUUGCACUGAAGUCAUAUUUUUUAUAUAGAAAAAAUAAGAUAUUGUGUCUGUACAGAUAAGAAUUCUAUGGUCCAUAUUUAUUGCCAUGUGAAAAUAUGAAAAAUGUUUUUUGUUUAUUUUAGUUUUUGAAACAAUUUUAUUGCAUUUUUAUUCUUUAUACUUUUUUGUUUUUUACUUUUCUGUUACAUUCUGAAGACUUGAAUUAAAGAAACUGGACUUGGUGACAGUGAAGGUGGUCAACAGCUGCAGGGUUAGAUAGAUCAAAAGCCUUCCGAAUUUGUCACAGAUCUCUCUAAUUUCUGAACCAAUAAAGGUGCACCAGGAAUUACUCAAAA